GGAGCUCCAGCAUUCACCGGAAACAGUUCUCGUUCACGAAACCAUCAUAGAACAUCCUCAUCAGCGCUUUUGUUAUUGAUGAUGACGCAAGGCUCUCUGGAAUUCAAGCCCACGUCCUCUGAACCCGUGAAUUCUGUGAGCAGUGUCAAGAACGAGGUUUUGAUCGAUGAUUCGCGAGUGGAAGACAUCGGAGCUCGGCUGGAAGAGCACGAACUGCCCGUCAUAGGCACCUACGUCGACAAGAGGGUCAUCCCGGGAUUCCUGUACAAAGUUCGCGUCAGUGAUUCGCCCGACUACCUGUUCGAUGGUCAGCCGAUGCUUCUCGAGAGCGUGGGUCGUGGUUACGGGAAACGCAUCACCUUUGAGAGCGAGACGCGGAACGAUCCGUGUAAUUAUUUCUACUCUGACUCCGCGAAGGAAGGCUUCGCGUUCUCGCCCAUCGCCGUUCGCGUCGGGGAUCAGUUGGACGUUCUGCCCAUAUCCGGUCCCCACAUGGAUAAGAGUUGUGGACGACUCCAGGUUGUGAACAUCACUCGUUAUCAGCGAGAGCUCGAGAUGCGGCUGGGAGAGGACGGCCGGAGUUUGACGAAGAAGAUCGAAGUGCAUUUCACGGCCAAAGUCCUCUCGGCAACUGAUCUCCUACUCUCGUGUAAAGUUCGUUCAUGGACGAGUGUGGAUUGCAUUGGAGUCUGUCACAUCGUCAAGAAAAAAACUUCGAAGAGAGCCGAGAUCGAUCACGUGGAUCUCCUGGUUGGAAGUUGUCUCGCCGGCUUCAGGCUCGUUCCUCCGUCGUCUGGCAGACACCAUACGAGAUAGCAGACGAGUUGACGGACUCUAUUACGUCUGACUAGAUAAUCGCUAGAAGCGGCGUCCCAUCCGUGCCUUGAUGGAUAUAUACAUAUCAUUUCGAAGACUUUAUCUCGUGCCCUCAAGCAUGUAUGUACACUUUGUAAAUGGAAAGCGGAAAACUGCUCGAAGUGG
This is a messenger RNA of Galendromus occidentalis (western predatory mite), 981 nucleotides long. RefSeq lists its product as uncharacterized. The transcript has a single exon. NCBI's taxonomy places the organism in Eukaryota, Metazoa, Arthropoda, Arachnida, Mesostigmata, Phytoseiidae. The record is from RefSeq and is a predicted model, not a curated record. Bases 79 to 816 code for a protein of 245 amino acids.